Ornithorhynchus anatinus (platypus) is the source of this 5551-nucleotide messenger RNA. It is a transcript of the gene SMURF2, whose product is annotated as SMAD specific E3 ubiquitin protein ligase 2. Lineage: Eukaryota; Metazoa; Chordata; Mammalia; Monotremata; Ornithorhynchidae. The transcript is spliced from 20 exons. Gene Ontology annotation, biological process: negative regulation of BMP signaling pathway; ubiquitin-dependent protein catabolic process. Gene Ontology annotation, molecular function: protein binding; ubiquitin protein ligase activity. The record is from RefSeq and is a predicted model, not a curated record. The coding region runs from base 249 to 2561 and encodes 770 amino acids.
UCGCGGCGGCGGCGCGCGGAGGCCCUUCCCUCAGCCGAGCGGGCGUGCGGGGAGGGGCGGCGGGAGGAAGCGGCGGCGGCGGCGGCGGCGGCGGCCCGACGCCCCCUCUUCAGCCCCGGAGCAGGAGCGGGUGCGAAGGCCGAGCCCUCCGCGGCUCAUGGCGGCGGAGCCCCGAACAUCCGGGACCCUCCGGCGGCCCCGGUCGCUCUGCUGACUCCGCCGCCCCCGACCCGCCAUCGUCCGGAGACAUGUCCAACCCCGGGGGCAGGAGGAACGGGCCCGUCAAGCUGCGCCUGACAGUACUUUGUGCAAAAAACCUGGUGAAAAAGGAUUUUUUCAGACUUCCUGAUCCAUUUGCUAAGGUGGUGGUUGAUGGAUCUGGCCAGUGCCACUCUACAGAUACUGUGAAGAAUACACUUGAUCCCAAGUGGAAUCAGCAUUAUGACUUAUAUAUUGGGAAAUCUGAUUCGGUAACCAUCAGUGUAUGGAAUCACAAGAAAAUCCAUAAAAAACAAGGUGCUGGUUUUCUGGGUUGUGUGCGACUUCUUUCCAAUGCCAUCAAUCGCCUCAAAGACACUGGUUAUCAGAGGUUGGAUCUAUGCAAACUGGGGCCAAAUGACAAUGAUACAGUUAGAGGACAGAUAGUAGUAAGUCUUCAGUCCAGAGACCGAAUAGGCACAGGAGGACAAGUUGUAGACUGCAGUCGUUUGUUUGAUAAUGAUUUACCAGAUGGCUGGGAGGAACGGCGAACUGCCUCUGGACGGAUUCAGUAUCUAAAUCAUAUUACACGAACAACUCAGUGGGAAAGACCAACACGACCAGCAUCUGAAUAUUCUAGUCCAGGCAGACCUCUGAGCUGCUUUGUUGAUGAAAACACUCCAAUUACUGGAACAAAUGGAGCAACUUCUGGGCAGUCAUCAGAUCCUAGACUGGCAGAAAGGAGAGUCAGAUCCCAACGACAUAGAAAUUACAUGAGCAGAACACAUUUACAUACCCCUCCUGAUCUACCAGAAGGCUAUGAGCAAAGAACAACUCAACAAGGUCAGGUGUAUUUUCUACAUACUCAGACUGGUGUGAGCACAUGGCAUGAUCCAAGAGUUCCUAGGGAUCUUAGCAACAUCAAUUGCGAAGAGCUUGGUCCACUGCCUCCUGGAUGGGAGAUUCGUAAUACAGCAACAGGCAGAGUUUAUUUUGUUGACCAUAACAACCGGACGACGCAGUUUACGGACCCCCGCCUGUCUGCUAACUUGCAUUUAGUUUUAAAGGACGUCUCCACAGUGGUAUCAUGGGGGGGCAGGUGCCAUCCUAUGGAAGAGAUCUGCCACCCCAGCCGACAAAACCAAUUGAAAGACCAACAGCAGCAGCAGUUAGUGUCGUUGUGUCCUGAUGAAGCUGAGUGUCUGACUGUCCCCAGGUAUAAGCGAGACUUGGUGCAGAAACUAAAAAUUUUGCGGCAGGAACUUUCACAACAACAGCCCCAAGCUGGCCACUGUCGUAUUGAGGUCUCCAGAGAAGAAAUUUUUGAGGAGUCAUACAGGCAAGUAAUGAAAAUGAGACCCAAAGACUUGUGGAAACGAUUAAUGAUAAAGUUUCGUGGAGAAGAAGGUCUUGACUAUGGUGGGGUUGCCAGGGAAUGGCUGUAUCUGUUGUCCCAUGAAAUGCUGAAUCCAUAUUAUGGCCUCUUCCAGUACUCACGAGACGAUAUAUAUACACUGCAGAUUAACCCAGAUUCUGCUGUUAACCCGGAACACUUAUCUUAUUUCCACUUUGUGGGGCGAAUAAUGGGGAUGGCUGUGUUUCAUGGACAUUAUAUCGAUGGUGGUUUUACAUUGCCUUUUUACAAACAAUUGCUUGGGAAGCCAAUUACAUUGGAUGACAUGGAAUUGGUUGACCCCGAUCUUCACAACAGCUUAGUCUGGAUACUUGAGAAUGAUAUUACAGGCGUCUUGGACCAUACCUUUUGUGUUGAGCACAAUGCUUAUGGUGAAAUUAUUCAACAUGAACUUAAACCAAAUGGUAAAAGCAUCCCAGUCACAGAGGAAAAUAAAAAAGAAUAUGUAAGGCUCUAUGUAAACUGGAGGUUUUUACGAGGAAUUGAGGCUCAGUUUCUGGCUCUUCAGAAAGGUUUUAAUGAAGUAAUCCCACAACAUCUGCUGAAGACAUUUGACGAAAAGGAGUUAGAGCUCAUCAUCUGUGGCCUUGGAAAAAUUGAUGUGAGUGACUGGAAGGUAAACACCCGGUUAAAACACUGUACACCAGACAGCAACAUUGUGAAAUGGUUCUGGAAAGCUGUGGAGCUUUUUGAUGAGGAAAGGAGAGCACGGUUGCUUCAGUUUGUGACUGGAUCAUCCCGAGUGCCUCUGCAGGGCUUCAAAGCAUUACAAGGUGCGGCAGGCCCAAGACUCUUCACGAUACACCAGAUUGACGCCAGCACAAAUAACCUGCCCAAAGCUCACACGUGCUUCAAUCGAAUAGACAUUCCUCCAUAUGAAAGUUAUGAGAAGCUGUAUGAGAAGCUGCUAACAGCCAUUGAAGAAACAUGUGGGUUUGCUGUGGAGUGACAACCUUCGCAGACUUACUCGAGACUCUAUUUAUAGUAACUCUCCGUCAGAAAGCCUCCUCCCUGCAACCAAAAUUCAAGAGAUGCUUGAAAUACAGAAAAACUUUUCCCUUUUUUUUAACUCUAGAACUCUGAGGGGAGGGGAGGACACUUGGAAUUCCUUUUCAAGAAAAACGGUCUUUUGGCUUUGCUGGGAGGCCACUCAGCUGCUAUUUAAAAACUAAUAUCUUGAACCUACAGAAUGCUGACUUUUCCUAUGUUUCCACAGUUAGGCAGUAUUCUGCACUUAAAGACUACUAUUUUUGUAAAAGGUAAUCUGUUCUAUUUGCCUAUCUGAUUUCUACACUCUCAAACACCAAGGCACAACUUCAGCGAUCGGUACAAGUUACACUUCAACUUGAUUUAAACACAUAUGAUACUGAACAGCACCUAUUCCUGCUCUUUUCAAAAAUACAGAUAUUUUGGAUUACUCUAACUUUGAAUAAAAUUGGCUAAAAGAAUCAUUAACUUUUAAAUGAAGUCACUUCGCAUGUUAAUUGCAUUUUCCUAUAUUGAAGCAUUAUGAUAUUCUGCAUUAUACAUUCAACAUAAAUGUUACCCAGGUGGUCUUUUUUUUUUUUUAAUACUUUUCAAGCAUGAGUUUCCUUGAAUACAGACAUACCAUUUGGAUCUUGUAUAUCAGUUUGUCUAUUUUUCAGCGCGAUUUUCAUUUCAAUUAUUUUAGGUACAAUGCUGUACUUUUGGGUAUGGAGCGUCCCUUUUUAAAAGAGACUAAUGGUCAUUUAGAUAUUUUUCAAUAGUCAUUUUUGUAAUGAAUCAAUUUUGGGUUUGCUUUCUAUCUUAAAAUGAAAUGCUGCCCAUUAUAAUGAACUUUAAAAAAGCAUGCUAAUGAGGUGAUGUUUCCAGCUCUUUUGCUGGACAUCAGCUCAUGCUUGAGACGUGAUCUUUCUUGCCCUUCCAAAUUUUAAAAUGCAUUUAGUUUAUGUUACGUCUUAGUUAAUGCUUCAAGACUUCUGUCAGCAAACCACACUUACUCUUUGUUUAGCUGCUCAUGCCAUAGGUUUGCUCAAGUUAUGUUGUGGGGAAGCUUUCUAAAGUAACUCAGCAAACUGUCUUCCUGCCAUUAGCCGAUCAAACUCUCAAUCCAGGUGUGAUGGUUUUAAAAAGGAAUUGAUUUUGCUCCAAAUGCUGCCAGUGGGCAAGAGAUGAAUAGAUUUACGCAGAAGAAUAGAAACCCAGACCGAUCCAGCUCUGACCUGAGAAGUUAAAUUUAGAAAAGGUGUUGGAAGUUCCUCUGGCUGUAGAGAGGACAGACUUGGACUGUGAAGGUCAGUGCAUGUUUGUUGAUGGCUCCACAUAUUUUUUUUUUUUAAAGAUUGUUUUUGAAAGUGAUCCGUAAUCAGAGAUUGGUUUAUUAUACACUCUCUUGGCCAUCAGGGAGGGAAGCAGAAAAUCUAGGAUUUAGGGAUUGAAAUAAUGGCUCCUGACUUUUUCCUGUGAUCAUUUAAAAAAUCUGCACAAUUUUUCACACUGCUCAGAAACAGUCAGUAAGAAUAAUUGGUUUUAGUAAGUUGUCAGGAUGAUAACAGUUGUUUAUUUUUGUAACUGAAAUUGCAGGCCUGUUUAGUUUUGACCAUUCAUGCCAUUUGUAAACAUACCAGAAUACGUAAGUCUACUGUACUGCUCCUGAAGCAAAGUAACAAUAGAGGUAUCUUUCUCAGAGCUAUGGGAUGGGCCUAUUUCUUCCUUAUGGAGCAGGAGUACAAUCGAUCCAUGAUUGAACAGGCUAAAUUCAUUUGAGUUUCUCCUCUGGGGUCAGUGCUGUCUCUCUAUGGGAGCGGCUGGCUAUGAUUUUGAGAAGUUGGUCAAGUAGCCAGAAGACCUAUCAUGAAACCACCUGGUGAUCUGACAUUUCAGGUUUUACCAUAACACUUGGUGGCUUUAGGCUUCCAGGACCAAGGUGUGGUGGAAUCUACUGACAAGGAGAAAGUAUAGUGGAGUGAUUACCCGCCUCUCUAAUAUACAGUACAAAGCUGGUUUUAGCCCCCAACAAAAUUGGAAAACAGUUGUCCGUAGUGUGCUCUGCAGGAGUAUAAUCUAUCAGAAUUUAGCUUCCAAUUUACGUUGGCUAGUUUCCCCCAAAAGGAGCAAGAGAAACAAAAGCAAAACUUCCCCAUAAAGUUUCACGGAACUUUGAACUUUUACCCACAAUUAAUGUGAAUAUUUAUUUCAACUUGUCCCUCUUACUGGCUGUUCCUUUUCCCACUCUUAAUGCCUUGUCAUCUUUUCAUGCUGUGGCUUUUCAUUACAAAUGUUUAAUUUUGAACCCUCAGCUCUACAGUAGAGAAGUGCAUUUCAGAGGAUGUUUCUCAGUGUAAAGAGUUUUGUAAUGGUGCUGUGUACAGUGUGUAAAUUCAUAUUAUUUUUGCACAUGGAUUCAGUUUCCUCCGAACUGAUCUAAUUUUUACCUUUUCCUUGUGUUGACUAAAAUCAAGAGCACAUUUUCUUACUUUCCCUUUUUGGUUGCUUGUCACUACAUCUGUUUGGAACUUAUCAUAGCCAGGCUGCCUUGAUGGAAGUGAGAGGUCUGCGUCCAAUGCCCCAAAGUAAGCUUUGUCAUUCAGACAGUUCUUAUACCUAUUCUCUAGUCUAAAUGGCACCCUAAAGACCACCAGGUGCAAUUAUAUUUAACACUCUAUUAGGGUUUUGAUUCUACCAAAUGCAAAGAGUUUUGUUUUGUCUCUUAGAUGUAAUUAGUUUACUUGGUGUAAUAUUCUUCCCUCCCUCAAACUGACCUUUUUUUUUUUAGUUUUAUCAUUUCCAUUGUAUUUGUAUUUAUUACAGAGUGUUUUUAGCAGAUAUUCUUUGUAUGUUCACCCAGCUGUUACUUGAGCUUUACCAAUAACAUCUGUAUAAAUGGUUUUUAAAACUAUGUAUGUGCCCAUGCCGAAUUUGAGCAAUAAAUUGUAUGCGGUUUGCACUGUCACAGUA